This is a messenger RNA of Arachis stenosperma, 730 nucleotides long. RefSeq lists its product as uncharacterized. Bases 114 to 605 code for a protein of 163 amino acids. The transcript has 2 exons. Lineage: Eukaryota; Viridiplantae; Streptophyta; Magnoliopsida; Fabales; Fabaceae. The record is from RefSeq and is a predicted model, not a curated record.
UGAUAUAAGGCAAAGGAAAUAGAAAUGACAAGCCUUAUAUCCAAAUUCCAAGGCUUUAACACCUCUCUCUCUCUCUCUCUCUCUCUCUCUCUCUCUCUCUCUUGCUUCUAAGAAUGGUGAGAGGGUAUAGCAAAAAUGGUGGUGAAGGAUGGGGACCCAUUGGGGCACCAGUAGCAGUGAAGGUGCACAAGAUGGUGGAUGAAGAUCUUCCUCAACAUUGGUCCAACUUUGACAGCUCUGUUAAUGCAGUUUCAUUUGGUUUUGUUGCCACUGCCAUUCUCAUCUCCAUGUUCUUGCUCAUGGCCAUCUUUGAGAGGUUCCUCAGACCCUCCUCCUCUUCUUCUCCUUCCUCCUCCUCCUCUUCCACCGCCACCCCCUCCCACAACCGCCCUCACCUUGGAUUCAACUCCAAACUCACUCAUCCAUCACCAAAAAUGAGUUUAUAUGCUAGUUGGGUUUCAGUUAUGAUGCCGGGGGACGAGAUUCCUAGGUUUAUAGCUCAUCCGGCGCCGGCGCCAUGUCGACCGGAGCGGAUUUUAUGGCCGUCUCAUCAACAUUGUUCCAGUUCCAACACUGAGGCAAGUAUGAGGAGAGAAAGUUGUUGAUAGAGUGUUGUUACACCAAACCAUUUUUAUCUCCAUAAUUAGUAGCAAUGUAAAUAGGUGUUACAUUUGAAGGGAAAAAUGUGGUUCCAUGAAGAAUGAAUGGAAAGUAUUAAAAUUGCACUUGA